CCCGCCUUCGGGCGGCCGGGUGCGGCGCUGCGUCUUCUCGGAGCCGAACCGGGCCGUCCCCGCGGCGGCCUUCACCUUCCUCCCCUUCCUGGUGGCUGGGCUGGGGCCUGCCCGCGGCCCCGGGAGGAGAUGGAGGCGGCGGCGGCAGGGCCGGGCGGCGGCGGCAGCAGCUGAGCGGGGCCGGGGAGGCGCCGCCGCCGCCCGCAGCCGGGCGGGGGGAUGCGCCGGCAGCCGGGGCCGCCCGAGCGGGCCGGCCGUGCCUCCGAGUGAGGCGGGACCCCGCCGCCGCGGGCCGGGGCUGCGGGCAGCGGCGCUGGAGGGCCGAAAGUGCCAACUUUAUAUGGCUCAUCUGACAACAUGCACCACCGGUGGCUGCUGCUAGCUGCAUGCUUUUGGGUGAUAUUCAUGUUCAUGGUUGCUAGCAAGUUUAUCACAUUGACUUUUAAAGACCCAGAUGGCUAUGGUGCCAAGCAAGAGCCAUUGAUUCUGACAGCUGUGACAAAAGUGGAGGAGGUACAUGUGCCAGAGGAAAAACAUUGGCCAGAGGAAUUCCAGCCAACUGGAAAAGCUUUUUCAGGAAAUCUGAUCCGCCAACCCCUGGUUCAUAUGGAAAGACUUGAGCUUCUCAGGAAUGUCUGCAGAGACACUACAUUGAGAGAUCUCUCUCAUACUGCAGUUUCCAAAUUUGUGUUGGACAGAAUAUUUGUGUGUGACAAGCACAAGAUCCUGUUUUGUCAGACGCCAAAAGUGGGCAACACUCAGUGGAAAAAAGUCUUGAUCGUUUUAAAUGGAGCAUUUUCUUCCAUAGAAGAGAUCCCAGAAAACAUUGUACAUGAUCAUGAGAAGAAUGGCCUUCCACGCUUGUCCUCUUUCAGUGACUCUGAAAUUAAAAAACGACUGAAUUUAUACUUCAAGUUUUUUAUUGUUAGAGAUCCAUUUGAAAGACUUAUUUCUGCGUUUAAGGACAAGUUUGUGCACAAUCCUCGGUUUGAACCUUGGUACCGGCAUGAAAUUGCUCCCGGCAUCAUUCGUAAGUACAGGAAGAAUCGCACAGAGACCAAAGGGCUGCAGUUUGAGGAUUUUGUGCGCUACCUGGGGGACCCUAAUCACCGAUGGCUGGAUGUUCAGUUUGGUGACCACAUCAUUCACUGGGUAACAUAUGUGGAACUUUGUGCUCCCUGUGAAAUCACGUACAGUGUGAUCGGACACCACGAAACCCUGGAGGACGAUGCUCCGUAUAUCUUGAAAGCAGCUGGCAUAGACCACUUGGUAUCGUACCCCACAAUCCCACCAGGCAUAACAGUGUACAACAGAACAAAAGUAGAGCGGUAUUUUUCAGGAAUUAGCAAGAGAGACAUAAGACGCCUCUAUGCACGAUUUGAAGGCGAUUUUAAACUCUUUGGUUAUCGUGAGCCUGAUUUCUUGCUUAACUGACACCUGGGAUAAGAUCUGAAAAAGUGUCUCAUGGAUUAAUCUAAACCUGUGUGAAUACCAGCUGCAACACUGGCAGAGCUGAGAAUGACCAUUUGUUUUCUAGCUUUUUGACGUUGCUUCACUUUUCAGUGAAAUAUAUUUGUCAUAUGAACAACUAGGGACUUAUAGCUGUUGUUUCCUGACCAUGUUUUCAGCGCGUUAUUGCAAUCUGUUAGGAAUUAUGUCUCUGUUAUCAAAAAUACAGAAUUUGACUUCUCCCCUCUUCCCUCCAGGAAAAAAGAGGGAGAACAAAUGGGCUACGAUCUUCCUCCCCUCCCAGACAGAAUGCCAUUUUUGAAAUGUUAAGUAUUUGUAAAGGUGGCAAUUUCACUGUAGGUUAACCCUGACAUGUGGGUAAACAUAAUGAUUCCUCCUCAUGAGAAAGUCAUGUAGUCUCCCAUGAGUUUUGUAAAUCAGAGGCCAGUACAAGACUAGAAAUUAAUUAAAUGCUUGACAAAUGUAGCCAUCUAGGUUCUGUCAUGUGACUGCUGCAAUAACGCUGAUCUAAUCCCAUUCUUGUUUGUCAAAAAAUGAACCUAAUUAGACAGAAGCUUUUAGGGAUGUACAAAAAUGAACUGGUUCCACAUCCCAAUUGUCUCUGUAUUUUUGUCAAGUGUUUACUGUAUUUACUACUAGUGUAUUGAGCCUCAUAAUUCUACUUUUGAUUUUCAAGAGAUUAUUUAACUCCUGGCUAUGUAAGUUAUGUGAGAACACCAGCUGCAAGUGGAGCAUAGAAGAAAUAUGAAACUGGUAAGGAAAAUUAAUUUAAGGUAUCAGUUGUAUUUGUGGGAGCAUAUAUAAUAAUCACAAGAUGCUCUCAUGCAAUUUAACUUGUCUUUUCUUCUAACAGUUAAGAUUAAUAAAGAAGUUACAAAAGCAAGAUGUCAUAUUAAAGAGCUGCUUACUUGGAUUAAAGGUCCACCUUUUUCUUGUAUCCAGCCUUGUUCUUAUAUCCAGUACCUCAGAGAAUGGAAAGUUUAUCCCCCUCUGAAAAUUCAUCUCCCUACUGCUAAAGGAGAGAAGACAAGAUGAAUCCCUGAUUUUUCCAGUGAUUCACUGCCACAGUGUCCCAAGUCAAAAAUUACUAAUAUUUAUGUUACUGAUCUGGUAAAUCAGCUAUUUGCCAAAAGUUUAAAUGUUGCCUAAAUUUGUGUACCCAUUUUAUGCGUUAAAAAAAAAAAAAAAAUAACUGAA
Molecule: messenger RNA, 2667 nt
Organism: Pyrgilauda ruficollis (rufous-necked snowfinch)
Lineage: Eukaryota; Metazoa; Chordata; Aves; Passeriformes; Passeridae
Gene: CHST10
Product: carbohydrate sulfotransferase 10
Exons: 6
Coding region: 358-1434 (358 amino acids)
Biological process (GO): carbohydrate biosynthetic process; proteoglycan biosynthetic process
Cellular component (GO): membrane
Molecular function (GO): sulfotransferase activity
Source: RefSeq, a predicted model, not a curated record